This is a messenger RNA of Aspergillus aculeatinus CBS 121060, 1320 nucleotides long. It is a transcript of the gene ppe1, whose product is annotated as putative ribosomal protein/carboxylic ester hydrolase (Ppe1). Gene Ontology annotation, biological process: protein demethylation. Bases 1 to 1320 code for a protein of 439 amino acids. Lineage: Eukaryota; Fungi; Ascomycota; Eurotiomycetes; Eurotiales; Aspergillaceae. Gene Ontology annotation, molecular function: protein methylesterase activity. The record is from RefSeq and is a predicted model, not a curated record. The transcript has 5 exons.
AUGAGCCAGCUGCAGAAAUCCUUCGCCAAAUCUAAAUUGGCCAAGCUCUCGCACCAGCUACCCCCCCACGACCUGUCCGCGACUCCGUCUGCUUCUAUGUACCCCCUCAACGAGGAGCAGGGAGAGUCCAGUCACGAUGAGGACGACUCCUCCGCUUCAUCCACCGGCACGAUAGUUCCUUCGCCCAGUCGCAAUCUAUUCGCCAGACCAAAUGGUGGUCGCGGAUCCCCCCAAACAAGCUUAAGCUGGACCGAGUUCUUCACUCAAGACCUGCAUCUCACUCGGGUCGACUCCAGCACUAACACGCGCAUCACCCACCAUGUAUACCUCACGCCCCCCGCCGACUCCGGUAGUCCGCUCUUCGUGAUGCACCACGGCGCCGGCUCCUCGGGCCUUUCGUUCGCCGCGUGCGCCGAGGAGAUCCGCAAGCUCCUACCCAACGCAGGCAUCCUAUCGCUCGAUGCUCGUCACCACGGCGGCACGGUCGUGACGACAGCCUCCACCGCCAACGACGAAGGGGACGACAGGGCCCCUCAAGAAGAUGGAGGCUCACCCGCUCUCGAUCUCAGCCUGGAAACCCUCAACGGGGAUCUCGUCUUCGUCGUCCGCGAAACCCAGCGCAAGAUGGGCUGGGACAGUCUUCCAGACCUAAUCCUCGUCGGGCACAGCCUAGGCGGCGCCGUGAUAACCGACGUCGCAAAGACCGGCGACCUAGGAUCCAAAGUGCUGGCCUAUGCCGUUCUAGAUGUUGUUGAAGGAUCCGCAAUGGACGCCCUCCAAAGCAUGGAAACAUAUCUCUUAACUCGUCCCUCCCGCUUCCCUUCCAUAGCAUCCGGCAUAGAAUGGCACACCCGCUCGCGCACAAUCCGCAACAAAACCUCCGCCCGCAUCUCCGUCCCCUCCCUUCUCUACGAACAACCCACCCCGACAGACCCCACCAAACCCUGGGUCUGGCGCACCAACCUGUCCGCGACCAAACCCUUCUGGGAGAACUGGUUCAUCGGCCUGAGUCGGAAGUUCCUCGAUGCGCGCGGCGGCAAACUACUCCUGCUGGCGGGGACGGAUCGGCUCGAUAAGGAGUUGAUGAUUGGGCAGAUGCAAGGCAAAUACCAAUUACAGGUUCUACCGGAAGCGGGCCAUUUCAUUCAGGAGGACCAGCCGGCCAAGACGGCGCAGAUCCUGGUGGACUUCUACAAGAGGAAUGAUCGAAGUGCGUUGGUGCUGCCGCCCAAGGUGGCGGACAUGCAGGCUCAGGCGGCCAUGAACAAAGGGAACGGCGCUGGGCUAGGCUCCGGAGCUGGGGCCUUCAAGAGGGCUUAG